Molecule: messenger RNA, 954 nt
Organism: Penicillium griseofulvum
Lineage: Eukaryota; Fungi; Ascomycota; Eurotiomycetes; Eurotiales; Aspergillaceae
Product: TDA10 family protein
Exons: 5
Coding region: 1-954 (317 amino acids)
Cellular component (GO): cytoplasm
Source: RefSeq, a predicted model, not a curated record
AUGCCUGAAAUCGUGGAUGACAAGUCCCAGCACUGUAUCCCUUUCCUUCUUGAUCGCCUACGCAUUCAUACCGAGCGGCACCGCGGUAACCCCAGUACCCCGCCGUUUUUCAUCGGCCUCAAUGGUGUGCAGGGUGCGGGCAAGACAGUCCUAGUAUCCGCUCUCAAUGACACCCUUCACUCGGAACCAUACUCGCUCUCGGUCGUGACAUUGUCACUCGACGAUAUCUACCUUGAUCACGCCGAUCAGGUGGCUCUAGCACAAGCACAUCCUUCAAACCCCCUUCUGCAGCAUCGUGGUCAGCCUUCAACUCAUGACCUCGCAUUGGGUGAGGAGGUGUUUGCUUCGCUCGCCGCUGAACGUCCGACGGCUAUCCCGCGGUACGACAAGUCUGCGUUCGAGGGCCAGGGCGAUCGUGUUCCAAAGUCAAAUUGGAAAGUCGUCAACAAAGAGGGUCAGGAUAAAGUCAAAGUUGUGGUUUUUGAAGGGUGGUGUGUCGGGUUCCGGGCAUGGGAUGACCAAACCCUGCGUGCAAAAUGGGAGGCCGCUGUACGUCAAAGGGACAACGGUAAAUAUGAUGGACAACUAGGUCAUGUCAAUUUCGAGGAUAUUAAAGCUGUAAAUGAUGCUUUGAAAGGAUAUGACGUCUUGACUGACAAGCUUGAUGCUUUGAUCCAUAUCGAUGCGGAAAACCCUCGUUUCGUCUACGAAUGGCGCCAGCAGCAGGAACGCACGCUCCGUGCCGCCAAAGGCACCGGAAUGACCGAACAACAGGUCAAUCACUUUGUGAACGGCUAUUACCCAUCCUACGAGCUCUAUACUGAAACCCUCCGCCAAGGCGCUUUCAAGCCUGCGACACAUAACCUAUCAGCAUCAAACUCGGACUGGCAAGGGCGACAGCUCCGCCUCGUGGUUAACCGUGACAGGAGAGUUCAAGAGGUUGUUAAAAUAUGA